GAGAGGUUUGCAGGCAAUGUCUCUGUGUGAGGCCUCUCCUUCUCAGAAGAUUUUCUUAGGACUUUUCUGUGGAGGAGAUAGGUAAUGCCUCUCUGGCAGACUGAGACUAUUCCCACCUCCUUCCUCUCUGUCCCUCCCUUUCUCUGUUGCCACCAUGGAUGGGGAUUUCCUAACUGCUCUCCUCCCUUGGCACCCUGACCCCCACAUUUUCCAUUCUGCUUGUCCGUGCCCUGGGCUCUCCUGCCACCUUCUGCUACACCUCCUCUUCUUCACUCUCUUUGCUCAGCCAUCACAUCCAAAUCCUCUGGCAGAUCAUGUGGCCAAACGGGGUCUAACAUUUUCAGCUUCCUUUUUCAUUAGCACCUCAAAGAUUCCCAUCUUCAAUCUGCCCCCAAGACUAGGGCUCUCAUAUACACAUCCAUACAGCAGGAUUCUUGCUCCUGCCUGAUUUUCUGCCCUUGGCUCAGGGCAUCAGCUGUUUUCUCUCACCCAUUGCUUAGCUGGCUCAUUUGUCCUCUCAAAGCCUUGCAGAGCUUCACACUGCUCCAUGGGGCAAGGGGCUCUUGUUUCCAUUGUCACAUCUUUAAAGUUUCAGGCGAGUACCUUGCUGUUUGCUCCCUGCAGUGCCUCAGCUCUGGGAUGAGUUACAGAGAGACGUGUUCCCCCUGCCCUCCUGACACCCAUGCCAGAGCAGCACUGCAUCUCUGACUGCCCAAGCUGCAUCCCCACCCUACGGUUCAUGGAGACCCUGGGGGGCAAAGAGGAUUUCAUCUUCCAGAAGGAGCUGUUUGCUGCAAGAGACACAGAUCCCAUGCACAACCUCUCUGCUCAGCCCUGGCAGGCAAAGAUGGCCAACCUGACCUAUGACAACUUCACCCUGGGCAACCACUCUGAAGUGGCCCUGCAGCCUCCCACCAACUACAAGACAGUGGAGCUGGUUUUCAUUGCCACUGUCACUGGCUCACUCAGCCUUGUCACUGUGGUAGGGAACAUCCUGGUGAUGCUCUCCAUCAAGGUGAACCGCCAGCUCCAGACUGUCAACAACUAUUUCCUCUUCAGCCUGGCCUGUGCAGACCUCAUCAUCGGGGUCUUCUCCAUGAACCUCUACACGGUCUACAUCAUCAAAGGCUACUGGCCACUGGGGGCCGUGGUGUGUGACCUGUGGCUGGCUCUGGACUAUGUGGUGAGCAAUGCCUCUGUCAUGAACCUGCUCAUCAUCAGCUUUGACCGGUACUUCUGUGUCACCAAGCCCUUGACAUACCCGGCCAGGAGGACCACCAAGAUGGCAGGGCUAAUGAUUGCGGCCGCAUGGAUAUUGUCCUUCAUUCUCUGGGCUCCUGCCAUCUUGUUCUGGCAGUUCAUUGUGGGCAAGAGGACAGUCCCCGAGAGGGAGUGCUACAUCCAGUUCCUCUCCAACCCAGCGGUGACGUUUGGCACAGCCAUUGCUGCUUUCUACCUGCCUGUGGUCAUCAUGACGGUGCUGUACAUCCACAUCUCCCUGGCCAGCAGAAGCAGGGUAAGGAGGCACAAGCCCGAGAGCAGGAAAGACAGGAAAACCAAGUCCCUCAGAUUCCUCAAGGGCCCCGUGGUUAAACAGAACAACAAUAACUCUCCCAAGAGGGCUGUGGAGGUGAAGGAGGAGGUGAGGAAUGGGAAAGUGGAUGACCAGCCAUCUGCACAGACAGAGGCCACUGGCCAUCAGGAGGAGAAGGAGACAUCCAAUGAGUCCAGCACCGUCAGCAUGACCCAGACUACUAAAGAUAAGCCCACAGCAGAAAUCUUGCCAGCAGGGCAAGGACAGAGUCCAGCCAACCCCCGGGUGAACACAACUUCCAAGUGGUCCAAGAUUAAGAUUGUCACCAAGCAGACUGGGUCUGAAUGUGUCACCGCCAUUGAGAUUGUCCCAGCUAAGUCAGGUGCCUCUAACCACAACUCCCUGGCCAACAGCCGCCCAGUCAACGUUGCCAGGAAGUUUGCCAGCAUUGCCAGAAGCCAAGUACGGAAGAAGCGCCAGAUGGCUGCCCGAGAGAAGAAAGUCACCCGAACCAUAUUUGCCAUCCUGCUGGCCUUCAUACUCACAUGGACGCCCUACAACGUGAUGGUCCUCAUUAACACUUUCUGUGAGACCUGCGUGCCCGAAACAGUGUGGUCCAUCGGCUACUGGCUCUGCUAUGUCAACAGCACCAUCAACCCAGCCUGCUAUGCCCUCUGCAACGCCACUUUCAAGAAAACCUUCAAGCACCUUCUCAUGUGCCAGUACAGGAACAUUGGCACAGCCAGAUAAACUGGUACUCAGGGACCACUUCAGUAAUAUUAUGGAAACCCUUCCCUUUGCCUCCUUCGCCAGCGGGGGUUCUUCUGCUCCCCACUCACAACAGUGCAGACUGUGCAGUGAGUGCAGAUGAUGCCCUUCAUCCAACGCUGACAAAAAUCCAAGGUGUCUCUGAGCUGCAGGUCCUUCCAGUCACCCUGGGCCUGGGGACUAGCUCGGGGGCCCACCGGGAAAGCCAGAGGCAAGAGGAGAUGUGGUCACCAGGAGCCCUUCCCAGCUCCACGCUCUUGAGAUUGGCCAAAUGGCAUCAGUGUUUUUCCUAAGACUGGAUGUACCUUUUUCCCCAGCUGACCAUCUCCAAGGUAUCAGAGCUUGUCUGCAUGCAGAUGGGCUAAUGCUGGAUGCUUUCCAUUGGCUUCUAAAGUGUUUAUUACCCAAGAAAUGAAAAGAAACCAGGGUCAAACAUUUGCUAGGCAUCUUGGACCAGGCUGGCUCAGGCAUGCUAAUGGGGAGUCCUGCUGGCCCAGCCAGGCCCCCUGCAAAGGCAGUCAAGAUUGGACCCUAACAGAUGUGGCAAGAUGCUUCCUUUCCCUUGAGAGUGCCAUUGGACAUCCUCACCCAGGGACCUGGGGCAGAAUUUUUCCCUGGGCUCUGGCUCUGCUCUCCCCUUCACACACUUUCUGCCCUCAGACAGUAAUUUGCUGAAAGACAGACAAACCAAGCAUUUCACUCCUGGGUGAGGCGUGUGAAACCCAGUCGCCUCUGACAACAAUGGAAACUAAAACUGCAAAGAAAAGAAGUGGUGUGGUGCAGGACUUCGCUCCACAGCCCUGGGGGAAUGGGGGCCCUGAGAAGUGGGCAACAGUGACUGUGAAAAUAACUGUCCCUGGGAGGGACCGGGGGGAGCUGGGGGUCUCAGAAGAGGGUGGGAAGAGGGUCUGCAAUGUGGCCAAGGUGCCCCGUGUCUCAGCUGGGCCAUGAGCUCUCCCCACAGUGGGUGUAGGAGGCAUGGCUCUGGAGGCAGAAGAGGAUGAUGGUGGCCUCCAGCCCCACUCCUGCCCUGAGUGCAGGGGGCUCCUCCAGGGAGGCCAAAGGAGCCAGUUGCUGAGCUUUGUAAAUGGAUGUAAUGCUGUCAUGGGUGUUGCGGCAGAGCCCUCAGCAUGCGGGCUUCAGCCAGCGUCUCCAGCCUCCUCCCAGCCCACCCGUGUGUGCAACCCAGAGCACCCUGGCACAGCUCCCUAGCUUCUCCCAAAGCCAGGUGAAAGCCUUGGUGGACACAGCCAGGUGCAGGCAAGGGAUGGGAUGGGGCCACUCUAGUGCUGGCAAACUCUGUGUUCAUAUGUCCUUCCCGUCCUCAUGCCAGGGUGCAACUUGCAGAAAGGCUGCCCCAACCUAGAUGGGAACCCCUCCAACACUACCUUUAGGGGUACCCAAAAUGCCUGGUGGGUUUCUGGGUAUUUUUAAAUGGUUACAACUGCAGCCCAACACACUCCAAGACAAAUAAAGACCUUGGAUCAGGAAACUAA
Molecule: messenger RNA, 3798 nt
Organism: Cyanistes caeruleus (blue tit)
Lineage: Eukaryota; Metazoa; Chordata; Aves; Passeriformes; Paridae
Gene: CHRM4
Product: cholinergic receptor muscarinic 4
Biological process (GO): regulation of locomotion; chemical synaptic transmission; adenylate cyclase-inhibiting G protein-coupled acetylcholine receptor signaling pathway
Cellular component (GO): dendrite; plasma membrane; synapse
Molecular function (GO): G protein-coupled serotonin receptor activity; G protein-coupled acetylcholine receptor activity
Source: RefSeq, a predicted model, not a curated record